Molecule: messenger RNA, 3137 nt
Organism: Chlorocebus sabaeus (green monkey)
Lineage: Eukaryota; Metazoa; Chordata; Mammalia; Primates; Cercopithecidae
Gene: LRSAM1
Product: leucine rich repeat and sterile alpha motif containing 1
Biological process (GO): protein ubiquitination
Cellular component (GO): cytoplasm
Molecular function (GO): protein binding; ubiquitin-protein transferase activity
Source: RefSeq, a predicted model, not a curated record
GAGACGCUUUUUGUCGCCAUGUUUGUUGUGGGCAGGCGCCUGAGGCUGACGGCUGGCGAGCUGGGCACCGCCGUGCGCUGAAGCUAGAGAUUCCAAAAGGGAGAUCGGGCAGUUCGCUCCGGAGACGUCUGAGAAGAGGGGUUGCUCCCGUGAUCCCAGGCCUAGCUGUUUCCCAUAUUCCUUUAUCCACCUGCGUUUGAAGGAGACCAGACUCCAGCUCCGCCCGGCCCGUGCCAGGUGGUCUGCGGCCCCGAGUCCGUGACCAAGCCCUCCGAGUGAUUAGCCUGCCCUCGGGUGCACCCGCGGUUCCCAACGUGGUGGACCCUUCCAUCCGCAAAGCCAGGGUCCUCCAGAUCGCUCUGGGAAAAGGGAAGGAUGCCACUCUUCUUCCGGAAGCGGAAACCCAGUGAGGAGGCUCGGAAACGCCUGGAGUACCAGAUGUGUUUGGCAAAAGAAGCUGGGGCAGAUGACAUUCUCGACAUCUCUAAAUGUGAGCUCUCAGAGAUUCCAUUUGGAGCUUUUGCAACAUGCAAAGUUCUGCAGAAGAAGGUGCUGAUCGUCCACACGAAUCACCUCACUUCCCUGCUUCCCAAAUCCUGCAGCCUCCUGAGUCUGGCAACCAUCAAGGUUCUAGAUCUCCACGAUAAUCAGCUGACAGCCCUUCCUGACGAUCUGGGGCAGCUGACUGCCCUCCAGGUCUUAAACGUGGAAAGGAAUCAACUGAUGCAGCUCCCGCGUUCCAUUGGGAACCUGACCCAGCUCCAGACUCUCAAUGUUAAAGACAACAAGCUGAAGGAGCUUCCAGACACCUUGGGGGAGCUUCGAAGCCUGCGUACCCUCAAUAUCAGUGGAAACGAGAUCCAGAGGUUGCCGCAGAUGCUGGCUCACGUUCGAACCCUGGAGAUGCUGAGCCUGGACGCCUCGGCCAUGGUCUACCCGCCACGGGAGGUGUGUGGUGCCGGCACCGCGGCCAUCCUGCAGUUCCUCUGCAAAGAGUCAGGGCUGGAAUACUACCCCCCUUCUCAGUACUUGCUACCUGUUCUGGAGCAAGAUGGAACCGAGAACUCUCGGGACAGCCCCGAUGGGCCCACGGACAGAUUCUCAAGGGAGGAAUUAGAGUGGCAGAACAGGUUCUCAGACUAUGAGAAGAGGAAGGAACAGAAGAUGCUGGAGAAACUCGAGUUCGAACGGCGCCUGGAACUGGGGCAGCGGGAGCACGCCCAGCUCCUUCAGCAGAGCAGCAGCCAGAAGGAUGAGAUCCUUCAGACGGUUAAGGAGGAGCAGUCCCGGCUGGAGCAGGGCCUGAGUGAGCGCCAGCGCCACCUCGAUGCAGAGCGGCAGCGGCUGCAGGAGCAGCUGAAGCAGACAGAACAGAACAUCUCCAGCCGGAUCCAGAAGCUGCUGCAGGAGAAUCAGAGACAAAAGAAAAGCUCCGAGAUUUUGAAAUCGCUGGAAAAUGAAAGAAUAAGAAUGGAACAGUUGAUGUCCAUAACCCAGGAGGAGACUGAGAACCUGCGGCGACGUGAGGUUGCCUCCGCCAUGCAGCAGAUGCUGACGGAGAGCUGUAAGAACCGGCUCAUCCAGAUGGCCUAUGAAUCUCAGAGGCAGAACUUGGUCCAGCAGGCCUGUUCCAGCAUGGCCGAAAUGGAUGAACGAUUCCAGCAGAUUCUGUCGUGGCAGCAAAUGGAUCAGAACAAAGCCAUCAGCCAGAUCCUGCAGGAGAGCGCGAUGCAGAAGGCUGCGUUCGAGGCACUCCAGGUGAAGAAAGACCUGAUGCAUCGGCAGAUCAGGAGCCAGAUUAAGUUAAUAGAAACUGAGUUAUUGCAGCUGACACAGCUGGAGUUAAAGAGGAAGUCCCUGGACACAGAGACACUCCAGGAGAUGAUCUCGGAGCAGCGCUGGGCCCUCAGCUCCCUGCUCCAGCAGCUGCUCAAAGAGAAGCAGCAGCGAGAGGAAGAGCUCCGGGAAAUCCUGACGGAGUUAGAAGCCAAAAGUGAAACCAGGCAGGAAAAUUACUGGCUGAUUCAGUAUCAACGGCUUUUGAACCAGAAGCCCUUGUCCUUGAAGCUGCAAGAAGAGGGCAUGGAGCGCCAGCUGGUGGCGCUCCUGGAGGAGCUGUCGGCUGAGCACUACCUGCCCAUCUUUGCGCACCACCGCCUCUCACUGGACCUGCUGAGCCAAAUGAGCCCCGGGGACCUGGCCAAGGUGGGCGUCUCAGAAGCUGGCCUGCAGCAUGAGAUCCUCCGGAGAGUCCAGGAACUGCUGGAUGCAGCCAGGAUCCAGCCAGAGCUGAAACCACCAGCAGGUGAGGUCCUCACCCCUACAGCCCCCCGGGAGCCUCCUGAGUCUGUGAGGCCAUCCGCUCCCCCUGCAGAGCUGGAGGCGCAGGCCUCAGAGUGUGUCGUGUGCCUGGAACGGGAGGCCCAGAUGAUCUUCCUCAACUGUGGCCACGUCUGCUGCUGCCAGCAGUGCUGCCAGCCACUGCGCACCUGCCCGCUGUGCCGCCAGGACAUCGUCCAGCGCCUCCGGAUCUACCACAGCAGCUGAGUCCUGCCCACCCACCUGGGCCUGGUCCUGGCCCUGUCUCGGCCAUUGUGAGCCCCGGGCUCCUGCUCAGCCUUGUGCCAGCCAGACACGUAUGAGGACCCCCCUGCCCUGGGCCCCUUCCCCACCGCCCAGGAGCCCCCACCCUGAGCUCCAAGCAUGUCUGGGCCAGGCAGAGGCGCUCCUAAUCCAUGACACCACUGGUCUAAAUGGUCCCGGGGGCUGGGGCUGGAGAGGCCGCUGCACCACCUCCCGAGCCUGGGAGCCAGCGCCCCAGCCUAAUCACGGAUCUGCUGUCUCCCAGCUAUCUUGGCUGAAGGUCACCACCCCUGCAGGAGCUUGGUCCUCAUCUGGGGACCAUGCGCAGUCCUGUCCCACUCUCCUUGUGGGAAAGGAGCAGGAGGGCCUGGCUGGGUGAGCGGAGGCCGACCUGGGAAGGCGUGCGGUGCAGGCCUGUACUCACCAGCACCCCUGGGCCUCCCUCUCUGCUGCUCCCCAGCACCCUGGGGCCCUCCUGCUCUCCACAUCUGUCCCUCCUUACCCCAUGUAGCUCCGUCUGAAGCAGGAGUGUCAAUAAACCUGUCUUCAGCGUG